AUGCAGGCUCUUCCACAUGCAGACGAACGCGCCGAAGGGACUGACCCCCCAGAGGAGCGCGGACUAAAUAAACUCGCCAAAUGCGCAAGCGAGGUUUACCAACAGGUCAUCGAAAACACAGCCUGCGAUAGCGUCCAGGAAAGCGGCCCUGACCCACACCAUGACACAUACGAAGCGUACAAUUCGCAAUUGGCGUGCGGUGUGAGCGAAGACAUUUUUCCCUACGAAAGCUUAUCCAACAUUGAGGAGGACAACAACAACCACAACAACCACAACAACCACAACAACCACAACAACCACCUAACUGACAACAGCGGUCGCCGCAACAGUCACACUGACAAAACGGGAAGAAAACAGUUGAUCAACGAGCACCAGGUGGCCAUGGAGAAGGAACUCAUUUUUCAAAACGAAGUGCUACGGAAUGUGCUGAAGAGUUCCCACCAAGUGAAGGAGAUGCAAAGGGAUCUGUUCAACGUGGAUGUACGUGACUUCGUACCGGUAAUUCCUCCAGCACAGGGGCAAAGUGCAUAUUCUCUCAGACGAGACCAUCCCUAUCACGGUAACGAAGGGGGUGGAAAAAUCGAAGGGCAUCCGAAUUCCCACUAUGAUGGUCAUAUGGUCAUACGUCAUGGAGGAGACCACCAAAAGGUCGACCAUCGUGCGCCCAGCAGUAAGGGGAAGGAAGGCUCCUUCCCAUCGAAGACAAACAUGCACCCACCCAGAAUAGGCGAAAUCAAAGUGAACAUAGACGAUAUAAAAAAAGGCUUACUGACAUACUACUCGAACAUCUACUCCUUGGACCAUUACGAUAUAGAGGAGAGAAUUAAUAUAUUGAAGUAUGGUGAAAAAAAUAUUUCUGAACAUGUUCAGGCGAAUUAUUCCUACAAAAAAAAAGAACUUCCCUCAAGGCCUCCAUUUGUGCAUUACAAUGAUGAGCUUGACAACCCUAAUUCUCUAACGUACCAAAGUAUGUUACCUGACUACUACUACAAGGAAGGGGUUGGUUUUUCCAGGGAUCGAAGGGAGAAAUCUCACUUAUGCAGUACCAAUUUGGAGUACCACAACAAAAUGGAAAGAACAACGAAUGCCUUCAAAAGUGAAUAUGACCAUGUCGGACAGAUUUCCGAAUUGCUCACGAGCCUCAAGAAUAAGUGUGCCGACGCGAACUUCAGGGCACAGAGCCUGACGUCCAAGUUCGACCGGAAGUACGAGAACCCGGAUCACCGUUUCUGGCUCCACAACCUCGUCCCUAUGCACCUUAGAAAACCGGCACUGCACAAUGAAGACGGAAUCAGGAAUCACCUGAUCACGACCUACUCCCAACUGUACAAUGAAGCCGCAUUGAACAAGAAGAGGAUCGCGGCGUUGGAGAAAAAACUACAUAUACUGAAGCUGCGAGCGAACCUCCCCAUGGGGGGUUACCGAAUGGAGACACGCAAUGCGCUAUGA
Molecule: messenger RNA, 1449 nt
Organism: Plasmodium knowlesi strain H
Lineage: Eukaryota; Apicomplexa; Aconoidasida; Haemosporida; Plasmodiidae
Product: conserved protein, unknown function
Exons: 4
Coding region: 1-1449 (482 amino acids)
Source: RefSeq, a predicted model, not a curated record